Molecule: messenger RNA, 1510 nt
Organism: Papilio polytes (common Mormon)
Lineage: Eukaryota; Metazoa; Arthropoda; Insecta; Lepidoptera; Papilionidae
Exons: 2
Coding region: 264-788 (174 amino acids)
Source: RefSeq, a predicted model, not a curated record
AAAACUUACCAUAGAGCAGUGUCAUUAAAGUUGUACGUUAGCGACGGAUCGCUGAUAUAAUUAAAAUCCUAUUUAAUCAUUGAAUAAUGGCGACUUAUUCUUAGUUAAUUGAUUGCGGUAUACUAAAGAAUUACUGAAUGAGUGUAAUACGAGCUUAUUACUAGGAUUACAUUACUGCAUACCUACGCUCUAUGGUUCUCUUUAAAGACAGUAACGAGAUAAUGCCGACAUAUUUGUUGUUAUUGUAAAUAUUUACCACUAAGAUGCCGAAAAAUAUUACUAGUGAAGUCCGUGAAAUAAUCCUUAAAGUUAAAGAAUUCAUGGACGAAGAGAAACGAAUGCAAGCUCCAAUAAUUCCACUUGGUAAAGUGUACGUCAGAGUUUCGGCAGCCACAGGUGUUUCAGAGCGAACAGUACUAAACAUUGUGAAGGAAGCUAGGUUGAUUGAACAGGGUCUUCUUGAUCCAGAAACAUUGAGGAAGACCCCAAAGAAAAGAGUGCGGAGUAAAGGAAAAAUUGAAGUGGGCGAGUAUGAUUUACAAGUGAUCAGCAGAAAAAUUCAUGAGUUUUAUGCAUUCAAGAAAGAAGUACCAACAAUUAAUAAACUCCUGCAAAUACUUAAAGAAGAAAUAAAUUUCAAGGGGUCUAGAGAAACACUUCGCAAAAUAUUACGUAAAAAUGGAUUUCAAUUCAGGAAAACAAAACAUGUGAAAGAUAAGGAACCCGCAACGGCAUCAACAUCAACAGUUCCUCCAUACAUCCAUACUAUGUUUAGUCAUAAGCCUUAAUCUGUUGAUGCUACUUUAGAAUUAUGUUACUUUAGUAAACAUAUUACACUAUUAAUGUAUUUGUAAGCCAUCAAUUUAAAUGUAGAUCUUAAUGUUUAAUAAAAAACUCUUUUACAUUAGCAAUUUUUAGAUGUAGAAUGAAACCCGUAUAUUCAUAACAAAAGAAUAAAUAAACUUCAUAUUUUACACAACAUGACAAUAAAUUAAGAGAGGCCUAUUAUAAUUGUGUUGUCAAUAAUUGUUCAAUAUUAGUGCAUAAAGUAUAUUUUACUGUAAACAAUGUAAGUACAAUGCAAUCGCAAGCACAGGACAAGAGUACACAAUUGCUUUAUACUAACAUGUCUUGAUAUUGAUAAAGUUGAGUGUUCCAUCAUUUUAUAGAAAAUAUAAUGGUGUCUAUUUUGUAAACAAUUUUUGUUUUCGGAAUUCAUUAUUUAGAUCUGAUAUUUGAAGGGCAAACUAAACAUUUAUAUAAACUCAUAUUUGUAUAUAGAUAAGAAUAAUUCAUGUGAUUAUUGUAUCAAAAUGUUUGACUGAUAUUUAAUUUUUGCUAAGAAAAUUCCAUGAAUAUAUUAAAAAGUUUGAGACAUUCAAGCAUAUUUAAAUGAAAUGCAAUAAAAAAUUAUUGCUGAAAUUUUUGACAGUAUUUCAUGUGUAUUUUAAAUUAUUUUUAAGUAAUUUAAGAUUUGUAUAAGAAAAUAAGCAAGGAGUGAUGUAAAUUU